This is a messenger RNA of Pyrenophora tritici-repentis Pt-1C-BFP, 628 nucleotides long. RefSeq lists its product as uncharacterized. The record is from RefSeq and is a predicted model, not a curated record. NCBI's taxonomy places the organism in Eukaryota, Fungi, Ascomycota, Dothideomycetes, Pleosporales, Pleosporaceae.
AUCUCCUGUCGACAGCACACCCCAACCAUUGCCAGCGGGCAUGACAUAGCACACCUCACCUUUAUCCACUCCCUACAGUCUACUGCUUGUUUUGUUUCCGCUCGUCCCGCAUCAUCUCCCGCGCUACAUCAGAUUACACUACGAAUAACGUCAUUGAGCAAUUCCUUCAUCAGCGCAUCGCAAACCACGAAUCUCUGCCAACAAUCACAAACAUGUCGCUCACUCCUUCCUCAUCCUGCUCCCGCGCAUCGAGCCUUUCAGUCAUUGACGAGAACCAUGAAAUGACUUUCCCUCCUGCUGAGCUCCUAGUCCGCGACUUUGGCUGGCCAGCCGUCUCACCUCGCUAUCGCGGCGACCACACACCUGAAAGCAACCCCGACUGGGACCACGACCCGUUGGAGUGCGAAGAAGCCAAAGCAGAGGCAUUCGAGAAGAUGGAGAAGAGCUACGCGCUAUACAUGGCCAACCUAGGGAAACGUGUACCUACGCAGAAGAAGAAGGCGGCUCCUUGGGCACGUUUUCUACCUUGGACGCGUUGAACGCCUUCACCCACACGACUGCCCAAUCGAAACAUACAAUGUCGACAUAGGCAGUGGUGCGAGGAAGCGGGGAAGAGAGAUGUGUGUGC